AUGAUAGUCCAAAAAUGGAAAUUAAUAGAGCCGGAAACGGUGAGCAUAUCUCAUUACACGAAAAGGGGGGGGGGGAAUGAUCUCCGUUGGGGUGCAGACACUAUUGGACCCCACCAAUAUACUGAUAAAACGACAACUUCCUCGCUUUUACCCCGUUCAAAAAAACAAAGUUUAAAAACAACAGAUCAAAAACGAAAAGGACUUUCCGAACGACCUAAUAUAUCCCAAGUAAUCUUAAACAAGCUUACCUUAGAGAUUAGGCUCCCUAAAAAGCACAAUGACGACAAUGGAUUAGAACAUUUUUUUGGGAAAAGGAAUGUUUUGUUGCUUAGCUACAGUAAUCCCAUCUACACUCCAUUCUCAUAUAAACUCCAGGAACAACAUUCGCCAGACGAUUCGGACGUCAUUACCGCCCGGACGUCAUUACCGCAAUUUACUUCUGUUUUCCUUAUCUCUCUAGUCUGGCACCAAUGA
Messenger RNA from Caenorhabditis briggsae, 474 nucleotides. The record is from RefSeq and is a predicted model, not a curated record. Bases 1 to 474 code for a protein of 157 amino acids. NCBI's taxonomy places the organism in Eukaryota, Metazoa, Nematoda, Chromadorea, Rhabditida, Rhabditidae. The transcript is spliced from 2 exons.